CAACCUUUUACAUACGUUUCAACAACCUCAUCAUUCUUCCAAAGAGAGAAAGAAAUAAAGAAAGAAGAGAGAAAUUAAAAAGAAGAGAGAUAAAGGGAAUUAAGAUCUAUCAUCAUUCAUCAAAAAAACACAAACAACAAGGCCUUGCAAAUCUCAUGAACUGUGGAGUCGUGUUGGGUUUCUAUUGCUGGAAUUGGGAGUUCUUAACUGCCCUUCUUCUUUUCUCGGCUGCCUUUUUUUACUGAUCAUAUUAUUGCAUUAUUGAUUAUUUAUUCUUCAUUCUUCUCAGUUUAAUCUCUUUCUUAUUCUUCUUCUUAAUUUUAAGUUCUUCUCAUUUCCCUAUAAAUUAUUUCAUCUUUGAAUAAUAAGAAAAGAGUGUAAGGGAUAAGGUUUAGUAAUUCAUACUACUCUUUUCAUUUUUUUUAAUUUACGCACUUCUCUUUUUAGUCCGUUUCUUUUUAAUCUACACAGGGUUGUUUUUUCUAUUUUCGGCAACAUAAUGGAGGGUGGUGUGUGUGACAAGGAGUUGUUAGAGUAUGCAAUAAUGAGGAAAUCAAAUCCACCACCCUUCUUGUUGAAGACCUAUAUGCUUGUGGAUGAUCCGGCCACAGACACCGUCAUCUCAUGGAACGAUGGCGGUACCGCCUUCGUUGUGUGGCAGCCGGCGGAGUUUUCCCGGGACUUGCUUCCUACUCUCUUCAAGCAUUGCAACUUCUCUAGCUUUGUUAGGCAACUCAAUACUUACGGAUUCAGGAAAGUGGCAACAAACCGGUGGGAGUUUAGCAAUGACAAGUUCCAAAGAGGCAAGAGAGAGUUUCUCGGCCAGAUUCGCCGUCGAAAAGCCUACCGUCAACCACCACCUACGGUGGCAGCAUUACCAACAAGCUUAGAAGCUCCUCCACAUAAUCAUGAUGAAGAUCAAAGAUCCUCAUCAACCUCAUCAUCUUCUGAGCUCAAUAUUCUAGUGGAUGAAAACAAGAGACUAAAAAUGGAAAAUGGGGUGCUUAGUUCAGAGCUCACAACCAUGAAAAACAAGUGCAAUGAACUCCUUGGCUUGGUCGCAAUCUACGCGAACCGAAAGGAAGAAAACGACGAUGACGACGACGACGAUAAUUAUAAAAAACAGCCCAAGUUGUUUGGUGUAAGAUUAGAAGUUCAGGGAGAAAGGGAAAGAAAGAGGAAGAGGUCUGAAGAGGUUUAUGAGACGGCAAGACUUCUAUUAUCUCAGUCAUGCAAGUAAUGUGCAUGCAUGCAUGCAUGCAUGAUUAUAAAUGUAAUAAACAAGCUAAGUGGCUAAUUAAGUCUAGUACUUAAACUUGUUUUUAGAUUUAGAAAAUUUCUCCUGAAAAUUGAAUUACAGUUCAAUUAAAAGUAUGAUUGAACUUUAAAGAUUAAUUUCAGGAACAUAACUGUAGAUAAAUAUAUAUAAACUUGUUCUUGUUCGCAAGUAAUUGGAAAUUUAUAAAAGUUGACAUUUGA
Molecule: messenger RNA, 1479 nt
Organism: Beta vulgaris subsp. vulgaris (sugar beet)
Lineage: Eukaryota; Viridiplantae; Streptophyta; Magnoliopsida; Caryophyllales; Amaranthaceae
Product: heat stress transcription factor B-3
Exons: 2
Coding region: 500-1240 (246 amino acids)
Biological process (GO): regulation of transcription by RNA polymerase II
Cellular component (GO): nucleus
Molecular function (GO): DNA-binding transcription factor activity; RNA polymerase II cis-regulatory region sequence-specific DNA binding
Source: RefSeq, a predicted model, not a curated record